AUGGCGUUUCAAACACCGUGGAUUUUUAUCGCUGUCAUUGGUGUUCCACUCUUUAUGGUCUACACGAAGGCGCGGCGCAUGGACGCGAAGGAAAUACACGAAAUACAAAUGCGGGUGAAGUAUCGUUCCGAGUUUUGGGAAAAGGGAAAUGAGUUUGUGCGGAGCCACCGUGAAAUCGUCCUGAAAGGACUGAAAGAAACGAAUGAUCCGAUGGUUGGAAAGGAGUUCAGCGAGUUGGAGACCAAUGGCGUAACAAAAACUCACCACUCGAUUUGGAAACUGUGGUAA
This is a messenger RNA of Trypanosoma brucei brucei TREU927, 288 nucleotides long. RefSeq lists its product as hypothetical. The record is from RefSeq and is a predicted model, not a curated record. Lineage: Eukaryota; Euglenozoa; Kinetoplastea; Trypanosomatida; Trypanosomatidae. Bases 1 to 288 code for a protein of 95 amino acids. The transcript has a single exon.